This is a messenger RNA of Saimiri boliviensis boliviensis (Bolivian squirrel monkey), 703 nucleotides long. It is a transcript of the gene MORN5, whose product is annotated as MORN repeat containing 5. NCBI's taxonomy places the organism in Eukaryota, Metazoa, Chordata, Mammalia, Primates, Cebidae. The record is from RefSeq and is a predicted model, not a curated record.
GUGAUGCCAUAGCCACUGAGACUCCAGAUCCUUGCAGCUGGAAGCUAAAAACAGCCGCCAUGGAGUACACAGGGAGCAAAUAUAUCGGGGAAUAUGUAGAUGGGAGGAUGGAGGGCAAAGCCAAGUACAUCCUCCCUACUGAAACAGUAUAUGUUGGGGAAAUGAAGGAUGGCAUGUUUCAUGGCGACGGAACCCUGUACUACCCCAACGGGAGCCAAUACGAUGCUGUUUGGGAAAACGGAUUGGCCAUAAAGGGCACGUACACCUUCGCAGACGGGCUGCACUAUGAUGAGAAGAACUGGCAUUACUGCGACGGCUAUGAUCGGAGGUUUUUCACAGAGAUUCGCAAUGGCUUGAAGCCUGCAGGUAUGGCUCAACUCACCAAUAUGGACCCACCUAGAAAAAUCCCCAAGGGCUGGUAUGAUUGUGGAGACGGCUUCUAUAACCCGGUCACGAGGGUAAUCAAGGACUAUAGGAACCGCUUUCUGAGAAACGCAGAUGAUGACGAGCAUGAGUGGAUCACCCGUACCUGUAGAAAGGGCUACAACGAGAUCGUGGGUCACAGGCCCAAGCUGUGAACUCCGUGGCUGCCCCCACCAGAGGUUUCCAUCUGCCCUACUGGCAUUGGCUGCCCCAGGGAACAGGCUGUCGUUUUAGAACCUGACUUUUAACUCAGGAAUAAAGACUUUCUGUGGUCAGAGGC